Penicillium angulare is the source of this 381-nucleotide messenger RNA. RefSeq names its product 4a-hydroxytetrahydrobiopterin dehydratase. The coding region runs from base 1 to 381 and encodes 126 amino acids. The transcript has 3 exons. Gene Ontology annotation, molecular function: 4-alpha-hydroxytetrahydrobiopterin dehydratase activity. Lineage: Eukaryota; Fungi; Ascomycota; Eurotiomycetes; Eurotiales; Aspergillaceae. The record is from RefSeq and is a predicted model, not a curated record. Gene Ontology annotation, biological process: tetrahydrobiopterin biosynthetic process.
AUGGCUUCCUCGUUGAAAUUAAAGGUCUCGCAAGGUGAGGACGCCGAGUAUAUCCAGGCGGAAAUCCAGGCAUUGGUCGACAACAAGGGCUGGGAACUCAUAGGAGAUGACACCAUUCGAAAAAAGUUUCACUUUAAAACAUAUACUAAAGUUUUGGAUUUUAACAAUGUCGUCGGAGUGAGAUGCAAGUCCGUGGACCACCAUCCAGUGACAACCCUGAAAUUUUCGUCGGCGACUUUCGAAUGGACUACACAUACUCCCCCAGGACUUUCUAGCAAAGACACCAAGAUGGCAAAUUAUUGUGAAGAACGAGCGAGUGAGAUUGGCCAGGUCUUGCCAGAGAAUGCCCCGUCUUGUAAGGGUUCAAAGGCCAAGGCUUAA